Drosophila melanogaster (fruit fly) is the source of this 2018-nucleotide messenger RNA. RefSeq lists its product as uncharacterized. The transcript is spliced from 4 exons. Bases 155 to 1672 code for a protein of 505 amino acids. NCBI's taxonomy places the organism in Eukaryota, Metazoa, Arthropoda, Insecta, Diptera, Drosophilidae. The record is from RefSeq and is marked reviewed. Gene Ontology annotation, molecular function: ADP-ribosylarginine-[protein] hydrolase activity.
UAUUAACUCAAAAUGCAACCACCAAGAUUCUAUCACAAAGCAUUUAAGUGUCAUUGUGAAAUUAUUAUUCAUUUCACAAAUAAGGGGACUUUCUCUUCGAAAGGGUGACACUAAUAGAGCUACCUGUAAAUUGAAAAGUUUAAACCCAAAGACCAUGUCUACCUUUGGCGCUGAAGUGGAUCAGGUUUGGCCAGCGGUCACCGGUGAUUCCCCGCAUCUCACUAAUUUCGGACGCAAAUUGCUGAAGGAUUGCCGCCAAGUGCAGAAACCAAUCGGAGGAUACGAAAAUUUGGGCAAUGUGAUUAAAUUGUCCGCGGAGUUUCCGCUGGAGUUCGGCGUGAACAGUGUCAAAGUAUACCGGCAAUCUCCAUCGCGGCUUGCCCGGAUAAAUGAGGAAGUGGCAUCCGCCUAUCCAUUGAUACACGAACGUACAUUGGGCCUCUACUUGCAGUACUUGGAGCACAAGUGUCGUUGGGGCAACGCGGUGGAAAAGCCCAUCUACCGGAAUUUAUCGCUAUGCGGAUUUGUGCAACGUCUGCUGGUAAAGCGUUGCGCCAGCUUCUUUGCGCGGAACGACAAGUACCUGCUGGUGAGCGGAGAGUCCGGGGCCAGUGGCUUCGAAGCCGUGGGUACUCGGGAGGAGAAGGCGCCUCUGGUGCUGGCCAACGUGCUCAGCUAUGACGAUAUCAAGCUCUCCGCUCUGCUUUCCGUGAGCUCCCGCACGGAGUUUGUCAAUGAGGGCGAACGAACCAAUUGCGGUCACGUUGAUCUGAACACGAAAACUUUGGAACGUCACGGGGUUAUUGUGGGCAUGAUUGGAGCCCGUCUGUCGCGACGUAAUCUAAUGGAGUUCCAGGACAUUGUAAUCGCACGUCAGCAGAAUACGCGUGAAAGGGGCUACGGAAUGGCAUUGGAUGAGCCGGCUACCACGCGUGAUGAGGACUAUCGACGACUGUGGCGCGAGUUCUAUGCCACACGGGAUCUCAUCCACGGCCAGGCAGUCAUUGACAAUCAGCGUUUCGGACCAUCGAAAAACAAGAUGGACGUGUUCGACAAUCUGGUGAUGAAGCGGCGUUACGCCAUCAGCUUCGACAUGCUGCUGCUGGAGGCAGAGGCAAGGGCAAAACGCGUGAAAAAGCUGGCGUACAUCCAUGUGGUGGGCUUCGGCUUGGGCGUGUGGAAGGCAGCAGAACAGCAGGAGCGCAUCUUCAUGGAGACCUUCGAGCAGCGUAUGCGCACGCUGGGCAACAGGCUCAAUAACGUUGGCCUCGUGCACUUCUCCUGGUUUUCGAUCACACAUUGCGGCGGUCUAAGCAACGGAUCGCUGAUAGAGAUUCCCGGGCAUCCAAAGGAUGGCAUCAGGGUGCUCAUUUCCAAGCGCAAUCCAGCACGAAAAUUGAGUGAUCCUGAGCACGCCGGAAUGCUGCUGGUAGUCUCUUACGCUUGGGAUGGAAACGCCCUGCCGGGUAAUGAAUUCUGGAUGAAAAUGCUGCAGUCCACAGGUGACUCCUCGACGGCCUGCUCCACGUUGGUGGCCGAGCUGCACAAUCCGUACAUAAACACGAAAUUCUGCAAUGGAGGCAACCUGCACAUCGCCUCACCGGAGCACGGGGUGCUCCACAUAGCCGAAUAUGCCAAGCGGGUGAUUCGGAGCGAGAGUGACGCCUUAUGAGAUACGUGAAUCUGCCUGUUAUCUAAUCUUAUCUAAUCGUAGCUACUGUUUUAUUCCACACUUGCUGUAGGUCAAUUCCAUGACCUUUUGACAGACGCAUGACAAUUCCAAAAAAAAAGGGAAAAAAAAGGAUUUUAUAUUGUAAUCGAUUUUAUAAAACGACCAUUUUAAACCAAAACCAACCAAUUGAUUGAAUUGAACCAACCAAUUGAAGCUUUAAAAAGCCAUGAAAAUGCCUCGAAAACGAGAGAAAUAUGUAAUAGAAUUAAGUAUUUUGGUUAAACCAUCUUUAUGUUUGUAAGCAGUGUAAAUACAUGUGUAUAAAUGCAGAGCAGUUCCUUAUGCC